Molecule: messenger RNA, 757 nt
Organism: Klebsormidium nitens
Lineage: Eukaryota; Viridiplantae; Streptophyta; Klebsormidiophyceae; Klebsormidiales; Klebsormidiaceae
Source: the annotation of a GenBank genome assembly
AUGGGAACGACGCUCGAGAGUUACCAGAAAGCGCUGCUGAGUAAUGUGGUAUAUCUAGAUGAGGAGGCGUAUGGGAAGGGGGUUAAAGUGGCGGGGCGUGGGCGGGCAGUUCAGGAGAGGCGGAUUCGAUGGCUUGAGCGAGAACUAGACGCGUCCAUCGAGGCGGCCGCGCGCUCGCGGGAGGAGAAGCGCGCUGCGGAGGUGGCGCAGCGGGCUGCAGAGGCGCGGGUGAAGGAGUUCCUGGAGGAGCCGGAAAACACGACGAGGGUGUUCAAGCUCCACGCGGAAGACCUGCAGCUGAAGGAAGCGCAGCUGAAAAAGAAGGACGACGAGAUUCGGGUGCUGCAGGUGAUCAUAAGCACCAUGAGCAAUUCUCCGAAACAGAAACAAUCAAGAGUUGGCGUGCAUCCGAAUCUGUAAAUGAAAACUGAUAUGCUCUGGGGGAUGAGUGGUCCUUGUCAGCGGAAUGUGCGAUGUCGUCCGCGCGUUUUGCUGACGUGGCCCGUUGUAGAGAUUCGCACGUUCAUUGCGUGAAGCUCGCUCGUAAUGAUGGGAGGAAGCGGAGAGGAAGCGGUCUCCAUGCUCUUAAACAAUGUGAACAUAGACGUACGUUUUGAUCAAUCAGCUUUGCAAUAUCUAUGGGCGCCUCCCGAUCAGCUGAUUGUCAAACUUAAGCCUGAAGUGAAAGAGACUCCGUUCGCCAAGCGCACCAAGGAGCUAGAGAAAAUGCAGUGCUCUAGCUGCUUCGAGCAUACCC